Messenger RNA from Thunnus maccoyii (southern bluefin tuna), 26701 nucleotides. It is a transcript of the gene macf1a, whose product is annotated as microtubule actin crosslinking factor 1a. The record is from RefSeq and is a predicted model, not a curated record. The transcript is spliced from 106 exons. Gene Ontology annotation, biological process: regulation of microtubule-based process; wound healing; regulation of focal adhesion assembly. Gene Ontology annotation, molecular function: calcium ion binding; microtubule binding; structural molecule activity. Gene Ontology annotation, cellular component: cell junction; membrane; microtubule. Bases 919 to 24165 code for a protein of 7748 amino acids. NCBI's taxonomy places the organism in Eukaryota, Metazoa, Chordata, Actinopteri, Scombriformes, Scombridae.
CGCUCCAGCUCUAUUUUCCACCGGCAGCAAUGCAAGCUGGCUAGCUCUUCCCCAACCGGCUCUUGAAAUUCCUGUGGCGGAGGUUCCUGGCGUGGCCGGUAGAGAGGGAUGGAAGACAGCCACUGCAAGAAGAGCCGAGAAACCUGAGCAGAAGAGGGAGAGAGAGAGAGAGAGAGACACACACACACACACACACACACACACACAUACACAUCCACAUUCAGACAGAGGCAGACACCGCAAAGCUUGGGAUAGAAGCGGCCAUUACGGCUGGGAAGCAUGCUGGGAGCUUGGGCGGCUCGUCUCGGAUCCUCAGGACGCCGACACAGCCUGGGAUAGCAAGCCGGAGUGCGGGGACGGAAACAGACACACUCCCCCCCUCCCUCCCUCCACGGACACUCAUCUGUGGUGUGUUGGCUACACUCCCUCCCUCACCGAAACACAAAAAGCAGCAGUCGCCGGUUGGAAGCCGAUAGUCAAGGAGGGGACUGGUCGGAGACAACACACCGAGCGAUGCGACUGUGUGUUCCCGCACACACACACACACACACACAUACACCAAUACGGCGAUAAUGGAUAGAUAGCGUUUAUGUAACCGUCAUUCAAGUAGAUACUCGCCUCUUUAACGUCCUACAUUUUCAUAAAUACGCGCUCAUUUAAGGUUUUUGUUGUGCUUUUUUUAUUUUCUCAAGUCUCCCUACGGAUUAUCUAACCCUGUUUUUGAAGUGAGCUACACCGGGAAUUUUGAGUGCGUCAAUGCAUCAAAUUCACUAGUUUGACACAAGGUGUUGCUGAAUUGGACGCCGGAGGAGUGAAGGAGCCGGAGCUGGGGGCUUGACGCGCAGCAACGGGACCGGGUCACUGCGGUAGUCUGCAGGCCGACCCCUCUCUACUCGCAAGCCGGCUUGGAGAGCCACCAUGGCUGGGUUCAUACCGGGUCUACUGCCGACAAACCAUUCCCAGGAGAAGGAGUUCGCCCAGGCGUACGAAGAUGUGCUGGAGAGAUACAAAGAUGAGCGGGACAGGGUGCAGAAGAAAACCUUCACGAAAUGGGUCAACAAACAUCUCAUCAAGGUGAGGAAGCACAUCACAGACCUGUACGAAGACCUGAGGGAUGGACACAACCUGAUUUCCUUGCUGGAGGUCCUCUCUGGUGUCACCCUGCCCAGAGAAAAGGGGCGGAUGAGAUUUCAUCGAUUACAGAACGUCCAAAUAGCGCUGGACUUCCUCAAACAGAGACAGGUCAAACUUGUAAACAUCAGGAACGAUGACAUCACAGACGGGAACCCCAAACUGACAUUAGGUCUCAUCUGGACCAUCAUCCUUCACUUCCAGAUUUCAGAGAUCUAUGUGAGCGGAGAGUCAGGCGACCUCACAGCCAAAGAGAAACUGUUAUUAUGGAGCCAGCAGGCGACAGAAGGCUACCCCGGCCUCCGCUGUGUCAACUUCACCUCAUCCUGGAGCGACGGACGCAUGUUCAACGCUCUGCUGCACAGAUACAGGCCAGACCUGAUCGACAUGGAGGUGGUGUCACGGCAGAGUAACCGUGAGAACCUCGAGCAGGCCUUCGAGAUCGCCGAGUCGUUAGGGGUGACCAGACUGCUGGAUGCCGAGGACGUUGAUGUUCCAUCUCCAGAUGAGAAGUCGGUCAUCACCUACGUCUCCUCCAUCUAUGAUGCCUUCCCCAAAAUCCCAGAGGGAGGAGAGGGCAUCGCCGCACACGAGGUGGACCACCGCUGGUCAGAGUAUCAGUCCAGGUUCACCUCUUUGCUCCAGUGGAGCCGCCAGCAUACGGCCCUCAUGGCCAACAAGAACUUCCCUCAAAAUCCUGUGGAACUCAAGGCACUUUACAACGAGUACGUCCAUUUCAAAGAGACAGAGAUCCCCGCGAAGGAGAGGGAGAAAGGUCACGUCGAACACCUCUACAAACUGCUGGAGGUGUGGAUAGAGUUUGGUCGUAUUAAGCUUCCUCAGGGCCUCCAUCCCAAUGACCUGGAGGAGGAGUGGGGCAAACUAAUCCUGGAGAUGCUGGAGAGAGAGAAGGCUCUACGGCCUGCGGUGGAGAGGCUAGAGCUGCUGCUUCAGAGAGCCAAUAAGAUCCAGAACAUGGCUCUGGACUGUGAGGAGAAACUCACCCUCGCUAAGAACACGUUACAGGCUGAUAUGUCUCGAGUAGAGAGCGGCGAGCCGGUGCAGUGUGAGAGAGAACUGGCCUGUUACCUGCAGGACUGCGAGUCUCUGAUCAGACAACUCAACCAGGAGCUCAAAGUCCUCCGAGAUGAGAAAUACUACCAGGUGGAGCAGCUGGUGUUCAGAGUUUCCUGCCUUCAAGAGGAGCUGGUCUCCCUCAGACUGCAGUGCUCCAGCGUCUACAGGAAAGGCCACUUCACCCAGGCCCUGGGGAGCACCGUGACAGAGCAGACCAGCCAGCGAGCCACUGACAGCGGCCUGUCACUGGGCCAGACCUUGCUGGGAGCUGUGGGUGCUGUGGGAGCUGUCGGCGCCGCGCUCCUGCGGCGGCCCAUGGCCCGCUCUCAGCUCGUGGCCAUGUCUUCAUCGGAGGACGAAGGCAGCCUGAGGUUCAUCUAUGAGCUGCUCGGAUGGGUGGAGGAGACACAGGAGCUGUUGGAGCGUGCCGAAUGGGGAGCAGAUCUUCCUUCUGUAGAAAACAACCUCCAAGAGCACAAUAACAUACACACUGCAGUCGAGGAGCUAAUGAGCAGUCUGCAGGAGGCACGCAACUACGAGGCUAAAGUCUCUCCCAACUUCAAGAGCAAUUACUCUGAAACCCUGGCCAAGCUGGAGCACCAAUACUGCAAACUACUGGAACAUUCGUCAUGGCGCCUGCGGAGCUUGGAGAGCCUGCACGCAUUCGUGUCGCACUGCACUGAGGAGCUGAUCUGGCUCAACGAGAGGGAGGAGGAGGAGAUUGCCUACGACUGGAGCGACAACAACACCAACAUAAACGCCAAGAGAGAAAUAUACAGCGAAAUGAGGUUAGAGCUGGAUGAGAAACAAGAUGUGAUGCGAUCACUCCAGGAAACAGCCAGCCGUCUGUGUCAAGAGAACCAUCCUGCCAAACAGACUGUGGAGGCCUACAGUGCGGCGCUACAGACUCAGUGGCAGUGGGUGGGCCAGCUGUGUGUGUGUGUGGAGCAGCAUCUCAAAGACAAUACAGCUUACUUCCAGUUUAUGAGCGACGCACGGGACUGUGAGUCGUACCUGCGUCAGCUCCAGGAAACCAUCAAGAGACAGUACACCUGUGACAAGAACAGCAGACUGAGCAAACUGGAAGACCUGCUGCAGGAUUCAAUGGAGGAGAAAGAGCAGCUGAUCGAGUACCGGAGUACGGUGGCGAGCCUGGUGGGUCGGGCCAAGACGGUGGUGCAGCUCCGCCCCCGCAGCGCAGAGAGCACCCUGGGAACGACCACGCCCAUCAAAGCCAUCUGCGACUACAGACAAAUAGAGAUCACGAUAACCCGAGGUGAGGAGUGUGUGCUGGAGGACAACUCUCAGAGGACCAAAUGGAAAGUGAUCAGUCCCACAGGGAACGAGGCCAUGGUCCCCUCGGUGUGUUUCACCGUCCCGCCUCCAAACCAGGAGGCCAUUGACACAGCCAGCAGGACAGAGCAGUUGUACCAGAAGGUCAUGUCUCUGUGGCAUCAGCUCCAUGUAAACAUGAAGAGUGUGGUGUCCUGGCACUACCUGCUCAAAGACGUCAGGACUGUCUCCGGAUGGAACCUGGACUCGGUUCGCUGCCAGUCUCCGACAGAGCGGCAGCAGGUCCUGGAUCACCUGGAGUCUCAGUUGGCCGAUUUUCUGUCUGACAGCAAAGAGAGCUCUCUGUUCACACCGGCCGAAAGGCGAGAGCUGGAGACGGACGUUCAGCAGGCCCAGCAGCACUGCCAGGAUCUGCUGCUCAACAUGGAAACCGUGGAGAAGGACGAGUCAGUCUCUCGCUCGUACCUGUCGGAGCUGCAGAACAUCACGCUGCGUCUAAACGAGGCUGAGAAGAGACUGAUGAAUGCAAUUCAGACUCCGCCCCCCAGCCGGCUGUCAACAGACAGCCUGGACAGCACGGUCCAGAUUGCAGAACAAGAGAAGCUGCAGUCAGAGCUUGACGCCCUGCGCUCCAGUUUGGGAGACGUAUCUCGUCGUUGCGUCAGUUUCUUCGAGGAGAAGCCGUCGUCGUCCAGCAUUCCUGUCCUGCGGUCUGAACUCACUCUGGCCGUGGAGAAGACAGACAAACUGCACAACCUCUCAUCCGUCUUCCUAGAAAAAUUAAAAACAAUAGAGGUCCUGAUGCAUUGCCUGGAGGAAGCAGAAAGCCGGGUCAGGAAGUAUGAGAGCAGACUAAGUGAAGAAGACAUUGUUCCUGCUGACACAACGGCCAUUCAAAACCUCAGAGAUCAACUAGGGAAGUGGAAGACUGAGCUCGCUGAGCAGGAGGGCAUCUUCCAGUCGCUGCAGUCGGAGGUCGGUCGUGCCACAGAGGUGGGGUCUCAGCUCAGCAGGCUCCACCCAGACCGCAGCCCUGAGCUGGAUCGCUACCAGGAGAGAGCCAGUCAGAUGGCAGACCGGUGGAAAGCAAUCAAGAAACAGAUCGACACACGACGGACAGAUCUGGAGGCUCUGGGCUCAGUUCUGCAGCAGUACAGAGACGGUCAUUCUGCUCUGGUCAAGUGGAUCGAAGAGACGACAGAGAGACAAGAAAAUACACAACCUGGACAGGCAGACAGCAAAGCGCUGUCUGAACAACUGGCCCAGCAGACAGCAUUAGUAGCUGAGAUUGAACAGAACCAGACCAAACUAGAUGAGUGCCAGACUCACUCCAAACAGUACUGCACCUCAGUGAAGGACUUUGAACUACAGCUGAUGACCUACAGAGCCUUCGUAGAGUCUACACACAAGUCGCCUGUCAAGAGGAGGAGGAUGCACUCUUCUUCUGACGCCAUCACUCAGGAGUUUAUGGACUUGCGCACGCGCUACACAGCUUUGGUCACCCUGACAACCCAACACGUAAAGUACAUCAGUGAUGCACUGAGAAGACUAGAGGAGGAAGAGAAAGAGGUAGAGGAAGAGAGGCAGGCCAGAGUGGGCCAGGUUUCAGACCUACUUGGCUGGGUCAAAGGCCUCCAGGGACGAGCUGGGGGCCCCAACGCUGAGUCUUCACUUGCUGCUCAACAGGCCAUCAGUGAACAACUAGCAGCCAAGAAAGAUGAAGUGGCUGAAGCCAUCAGGAGCACACAGGUCUUCCUGCUGUCUAAACAGGCUAGCAAGUUGUCCCCAGAGGAGCGCGCUCAUGUGGAGGCCCAGCUGGACGAGUUGAAGGCCACCUACAGCCAGCUGUGUGAAAGCUCCACCCAGCAGCUGCAGCAGCUGGAGCAGCAACUUGCCAAAGAGGAGGAAAGAAAGAUGCAUACUGCCAUUGCUGGAGUAAUCGACCUGGGAACAGUGGAAAGGUUCUCAGUGUUCCAAGCAGCCCAACGGGGUCUUAUUGACCAGGACACCUGCCAUACACUACUGGAGGCCCAGCUCAUUAUCAUGGGUGGGCUACUCCAGCCUGGUGCCCCUCUCAGUCUUUCACUGGAACAAGGUCUGGUUCAAGGCCUAAUUGACACCCACACCAAGCAAUAUCUCUCUGAGCUAGAGAGUGCUAUGCUAUUGGUGGAAAAUACUAAGUCUACAGGUGACCAACAGCAAAAUGUGUUGCCAGUAGCUACUGCCAUGGAGUUUGGGCUCAUCAGAGAGGAAGUGGGACUUCGUGUUCUAGAACUCGAAAUGCACACGGGAGGGCUGAGAGACUCCACAGGAAAAAUUAUGAGUUUGGAGCAAGCAAAAGACAUGAGACUGUUGCCUCCCAGAACUCUCACCAAACUGCAGUCAAGGCUGCAACAUAAAGAGCUCAUCAAUCCAAACACAGCUGAAAAAUUAAACCUACAUGAGCUACAACAGUGCUGUGUCCUUGACGAUGACUCGGGUCUUCUUCUCCUCCCUGUCAAACAGCAACCUGGAGGAACUGUCUGCCUCCGCUCUGGUAGAAAAGUUGGCAUCUUCCGUGCAGUCCAGGAAGGGCUGAUUGAUCGCAAAGUAACUGUACGACUUCUUGAAGCACAGCUCUUUGCUGGUGGUAUUGCCGACCCACGGUCUGGCCACCGGCUGACAAUUGAUGAGGCUGUUCGUCAUGGACUUAUGGACCAGGAUUUAGCCUGUGCCAUGUUGGCACGCCAGCUGCAAAAUGGGGGAAUUCUAGACCCUUCCAGUGGAGAACGCCUGGAUUUGGAGGAGAGUAUUCGAAGGGACCUUCUCUCUUCUCAUUUGGCUCUCUUGGUCCUUGAGUCUCUCUGGAAUUUCAUGGGAAUGCUCUUACCUGAAUCUGGAGAAAUCCUGCCCAUUGUGGAGGCUCUUCAACAAGGAAUGAUCUCUGGAGAGCUAGCAAGUAACAUCCUAAGGCAGCGACAUGCCAUUGGGGCUCUAUACGACCCAGAAACCCUCAAGGUACUACCCCUGAACCAGAGUGCUGAAGAGGUUGAGCCCAGUGUAGUCAGUUCUCUCAAAGACAUCCACAUCCCAGAUGUUCUCCCCAACAUGAACCAGUCAGGUACCCCAUCUCUUAACCGUUUGAGUUGGGGUUCUGCCAGCUCUUCUCCACCUCCAUCCUCUCCAUCGCCUUCAUCAUCUCCAACAGGCAUUGUGUGGGAUGCUACACCAACAGAUGGAAUGAAUCCUGAAGAGCAAGCAAAACACAAACUGCUGUUUCACCUCAUGACUCACAGCUAUGUGGAUGCCCAUUCUGGAAAACGGUUGGUGCUGCUAGACCCUGAGCUGGUGGAGUUGUUCAAAGCUGCUGAACUGGUUGCUGGAGACUCUGUAUGUGGAUCUCAAGUUGAGCCUCUAAGCAGUUUGGCCACAGAUAAGCAGGGGAAGUUGCAAAUGGUUAGCAAAUUUAGUUUGACAGAUAAAGGGGUUAGUGACAAACAAACUGAGGUUGAAGAAGAAAGUUCCAGUGUAGUCACACCAAGCAAGGAUUUUGAGAUCAAUGGUAAAGGCAGUCUAGAAGGAAGGUACGAUGGAGAAAGUGACAACAAAUUGCAGCACAAACCAUCAGUAAUUGUAGAGAGUGGUUUAGCCUCUCCAGCUAAAGAUGGUUUAGAUAAAGAUGCAAAAGUAAAAGAUAAAAAGACAGAAAAAUCCAGUCUUGAAACUUCAGUGGCUUCAGCUAAAGAUCUUAAAGAGGAAUUAACAAAAGACUCAGAUGAGCAGGUUUCAAUUGAAUCCACGCCCAGGGAAAGUGGUCAUCAGGAGACUAGAAGUACAACCACAACAGUAGACACAAAAACAGUCACAGCACCACUCAAAUCAGAAGAAGAUGUUAAAAUGUUGAAAGAACUCAUUCUAGUCGAAGCAAAAACAAAUGACGAUGUUAGUUCAACACAAUCUGAAGAUAAGACAGAAAUAAAGCAUUCCCAGACUGAAUCAGAAAGGAUCAAACAAAAGGUGCCUAUAACAGAGACUGACUCAGAGCAUGCUAAACCUCAGGUUGAUAUCCUUGAAUCAGGAGUGGAGAAGGAGGGAGAGGAGGCUGAGUUGGAGAGGUUAGUCCUAGAGCUCAAACAGGGAGGUCUGAUGACAGAAGAUGGGGAAAAGCUGCUCCCUGAUGAAGCAGUAGCUCAGGGUGUCCUCCCUGGCCAUACUGCCGUCAAAUUAAUGGCUCAGGCAGGUCUGUUUGGAGGUUUCCUAGAUGCCAGCAGCGGUGAAUCACUUAGCAUGGAGGAUGUAAUGCAGGAGGGUUUACUAGAUGAAGAUCUGAUGUGGGGUGUUCUCAAGUCGGAUAAAACCCUUGCGGGGGUUGUGGAUGUAGAAAAAAGGCAGAUCUGUGGGGUGACCGAGGCAGCUCAGGCAGGUUUGAUUGACUCCAACACUGCUGCUCGACUUCUAGAGGCCCAGGUGGCAUCUGGCGGGAUCGUUGAUAUACGUAGGGACAAGAAAGUCUCCGUCACUCUAGCAUCAAACCUAGGAUUGAUAGAGGAGGAUCAAAGAGAAGGACUGGCGGCACUAGAGAAGGCAUACAAAGGAAAGGAUACAGAUUCAGCAGCAGCCCUAACUAAAGCCAGUUUACAGCUACAGAUGGAAGGUGUUAUUGACCCAGAGUCUAAGUCUCCAGUACCUCUGGAGCAAGCAAUUCAGAAGGGCAUAAUAAGCCCAGAAGAGGCUUAUCAAGUGUUGGCAAGGCAGGUGGCUGAAGGUGGUAUAAUACAUCAUGCUUCAGGAAUGAGGCUGUCAGUUUCUGAUGCUGUAGAUAGAGGACUAGUGGAUCGCUCUGUUGCUCCUGGGCUGGAAGAACUGGAGUGGGUCUACCAAGGAAAAGUCAGUCCUUCAUCACACCCAGAGGCAGUCACUCUCCAGGCAUCGACAGGAGCCAUUUCUGACCCUGACUCUGGAUGUAAACUGACAUUGACAGAGGCAGUUUCUAAGGGUCUUCUGGCUGAGAACAUUGCAAGUGAAGCCAUGGCUUCUCUUACAGUAACACAAGGAGUGCUUGACCCCCAAACUGUACGCAUUGUGCCUUACUCACAGCUUGUAAGCCAGGGUAAAAUAGAUAUUGAAACAGGUAAACGCUUCUUGGAGGUCAAACCUUUCAGAGGUGUUCAGAGUGAGCAAACAAGAGACAGCUUGACCCUUCCUGAGGCAGUUGCUUCUCAACAAGUUGACCCAGUUCCAGCAUUAAGGUUGCUUCAGAGCCAGGCAGACAGUGGAGGGAUCAUUGAUAUCACCAUUGGAGAAAGGCUCUCUCUACCUGAAGCCUCUCAAAGAGGUUUAGUUGAAGAGGAUAUGGCCAGGGUAAUAGCCACCAACCAGAUUGUGAAAGGGGGCUUAGUUGAUCCUGCCACUGGACAACGAGUCUCUAGUGUCAGUGAUGCUGUUGAAAAAGGACUGAUAUCCAGUGACAUGGCUUCAGAGAUUCAGGAGAAAUUGCCUUCUGUAGAGAGAGAGGGUGAUGAAGAUAGUUCUACACCUGUUGCCUCAUCACUUGGUACAUACAGCCCUGCUGUUACAUUGCCGGACAGUCCAGCAAACUCGUCAGAUGUAAAUACAGAGGUGGCUUCAAGAUCUCCACUUUUAGAGAAAGGUUUGAUAAUUACACAGGGUGAUGGAGAAACUUUGACCUCAGAAGUUUCAGAUCAGUCACUGUUUUAUGACGCUACUACAGAAGAGGACAAAGUAGAAGUGCCGGUGUCAGUGGAAGAAAAGGCUGUAAUUGAGUCAGACCAAUCCAUAGACCUCUUGUGUAAGUUUGCUAGUAAUGUUGAGAAAAGAAUUCAGCAAACCAUAGAGGAGAUAGAACCACAGAAAGACAUCAAAAAGUCAGAGCAUCUUCCUAAACAGAAGCCUGAAGAGAGACUGCAGAUAGAUGAGAGUAACACUGAUGAUAAACAAAAAGAGAGCAUUUCAAGAGAUUCUGUUGGAGAAUUAAUUCAAGCACAUGUCUACGAUACUGACAAAGAUGAGAAGGAAGACGUCAGAGAAGGGCCAGAAAUUGUAAAGUCAGAUGGGGAACCUGUGGAGGUUGAGAAAAAGGAGCGUAUAUCCAGUGGUGAGAGUACAUCACUGGUGCAUCAUGUUGUUGAAUUCGAUGAACCCCUAACAGGUUUAGUAACAACAGAGAAUAGAGAUGACAGAGAAAAUAAACACAUCAUAGAACUGUCAAAAUUGAGUGAAGAGGAAUGUAAAAAGAGUGAUGUUGCAUCAGAAAUGGAUGAUGGUGAGGGCAAAAGAGAAGAGAAAGAGAAACCUUUAAAGAUUGAGAUCAAGGCUAGUGCUGACAUUGAUCCAUCAGAUCAGUUACUGACUUCUUCAACCAAGGAGACAGAAGGCAAAAGCAAGAAAAAGAGGAAGAAUAAAAAGAAGGGAAAGGGUAAAGAGGCAGAGAGUGAAACACAGCCUACAGAGAUAAAACAUCCAUCUGAAAUUGAGCAAGUUGAUGCAGAAAUCGAAGGGCAGCCUGAGGCUACUCAUGCAUUUACGGCAGAGCUUGCAUUACAAGACAAAUACAAAACAUCGCAGAUUCAUGAUCAGGCAACUUCUGUUGUUGAGGCUGAAAAUGAUUUGGUAAAACAAGAACCCGAAGCAGUUCCACUCACUCCUCAAUUCACGGAACAUAAGCCAGAGAAGGAUGCAAUACAAUUGGAGUUACCAAAGGAUGCAGAAAAGGGUGAUAAGGGAGAGGAGAAGAAAUGGGAGAAGCAGAGAGAGGAAGUUGAGGAAGAGGAUUCUGUCUCUCAGCAACCAGAGCAAUCAGAGAGCAGUCAGGAGGUAGAGAAAAGGAAGGAGCAAGAAUUGCCUCAGAAAUCUUCUCUACCAGAUGACGAGAAAGCAGCCUUGAUACUGAAAGCCAAAGAGAGCAUUCUUAAAAAGGUGUUUGAAAAAGCAGUGAGUGAGAAGCAGGCUGCAGAGGAGCUGCAGGCAUUGCGCAAGGAGGUGGGGAAGAAGAAGAUUCCCAGCACAACUGUUAGAGAUGAAAAUGUACAAACUCCGUCAGCUAAGGCCGAUGAAGUGGAGAGUCAUGAUGUCAAAGAUGAUAGUGUUAAGAGACCCAAUGGUUCACCAAAAGAGAGUGAGGAAGAGACGAGUGUCAAAGAAGACAAAAUGGAAGUGACAGAGGUCAAACAACAUACGACUGUGGAGAAACUUUCUGUCAAGGAGGGCAUAGAGACCAAACUAUUGGAAGACGUACAAAAAGAUGUUGAGACCGCUCCAUCAGUCCAGCCUAAAGAAACCCAGCAAAGUAAAAGAAGUAAGAAAAAGAAGUCUAAGAUUCCAAAAGUAGCAGACAAAGCUCAGCCUGGUACUGACAAGUUACUCACUGACGAAAAAGUGGAUUCUGAGGCGAUGACAAAAAUCAGCACAGAAGCAAAACCAGAUUUAGAUAGCUCAGCUGAGCAGACGAACAAACAUAUUGAAACCAGUGAAGCAAUCAAACCUUCAGUUGGUGAAAAGGAAAACCAAAUGCAGACCUCUGCAAUUAACGUUAAUGGAGCUGAGGCUUCUCAACAACGUUCAUCUGAUUUAAGUCAUUCAGAGGAACCUAGUUCUCACAUUGAGGAACAGACACAGAUGACAAAAGUUACAUCUAUGGGGAAAGAAAUUCUUAAAGAACCCCAAGAGUCCCAUUCAGAAAUCAGAAAAGCUGCAGAUGCCACUGACUAUUCCCAUGAGACCCAACCUGCAGAUCAAUCUGUACCUACGGUCAUCCAACCAGAAAAAACAACUAAGAAAGGUAAAAAGAAGAAGGGGCACCAGUCACCUGAAGUUGAAAGUACCAAUGUUCCCGAAUCAAAAUCUUUAAAAGAACAACAGCCACAUGUCAAACCUGCAGAAACCGUCCUCUCAGAAGAUGCUUUAACUGAGUCUGAAUCAGCUGGGGUCCCUGAGUCUGUCACAGCCACUGAGAGUCGUAGAGAGGAGGAGGAUGACGUCAGAGAGAUUGGAGAAACUGAGUCAAACAAAGAGGGAACAACAGUUACAACUGGCAAGUCAUCAUUAAUCCGUCAGGAAUGCUUGGAACAUGACCAGCGAAUCGUAGCUCUGGUCUCCAUGGUCAGGCAUAUUGAGGUCCGACUCAAACAGCAGCAGCAGCAGUCUGUUGGCCGCAGCCUCAUUGCCUUGGAUGACAUCAUCAGACAGACUGAGACUCUGGACCUUGAACUGCGUGACUUGGAGCCUGAGAUCAACAAGGAAGUGGAGGCUGCUGAGCGGCUGUUGAAGCCCCAGCCCAAAGAUGUUCCUCCGCAGCUCCUAUUGGCCCUGGAAAAGGACGGGCGUAGUUUGGCUCGAGGGUACGAAGCUGCCAGAGCAAACUCUGAGGGCAUUCUGCAAAGCCUACGAGACCACAGAGACUCAUAUAAGGAGGCAGUAACGGCUGAACAGAAGUCGUUGGGAGAACAAGUAGAGGGCCUUCUCUCUUGGUUGAGGGAGACAGAGGCUCAGAUGAGUGGAGGAAUGGCAGGGAUGGAAAAAAUGGCAGAGAAAGAUGACAACCAUGAUCAGCUCACACAGCAGCUGCAUCUUUGCAAGGAGCUCCAGUCUUCUCUGAUGGCACGCUCCAACGAGGUCAACAAUGUGGCCUUUGACAUUCAGGUGUUCAUCUCGGAGCGGGCUCAGGACCUGGCCCCCGAGCAGAGCAGGCAGCUUCUGGGGCAGCUCCAGCAGCUGCAGAGGGCCUUCCACCGAGCGUCAGGCCAAGCCCAGGCCUGGGCUGACGCCCUCUCCGCCCAGAGAGAAAGGGAGGAGGAGUGGCAGCGCAGGGAGAGGGUGAAAGAAGAGGAGAAGGACAGAGAAAUGCAGAGUGCAAGGGAGAGAGAGGUCGUCCAACAACAGAAAGCAGAGUGUUCUCAGAAACUAGAAGGCCUUAACAUGUGGUUGGCUGGAGCUGCCAGCUUGCUGGCCAAUCAGAGAGCUGGAGCAGAGUCAGGUGAUAUGAAUGUCCUACAAGAGAAGCAGAGGAAAUUGAAGGAAGUACAGAAGGAUCUCCAGACCAAACAGGAGGGCAUAAGUGAGGCCAUCCGCUCUGUGGAGGAUUUCCUGGCAGAGCGAGGAGAAAAUCUGAGCCCAGAGGAAAAGGAGAAACUCCAGGUGGCGCUAACAAGAAUGAAGGAGCAGUACAGCGCCCUGACAGAUUCAACCAACACAUCGCUGUCAGAGCUGGACACAGCCAUCAACACUACUGUACAGCAGAACACACAAAGGGCAAAAGCAGUUGAGGAACUUCAGGAGACACAAAGCCAAAUAGACUCUCUGCUGAAUGACUUGUCCUCCCUUAACCAACCAGCCAGUAGAGGCGUUGGAUCUGGAGCAGGCCGAGAUGUUGUCGACGUAUCGUUCUCGCAGCCAGAGGGAGCUGUGAAGUCACACACAGAGAUGCUGCAGGCGGAGCUUCAGCAACUCCAGUCUCAACAGGCAAAGCUACUCCAGAUCACCCAGUCAACUCGCUCUCUUCUGGACCAACCUGACUCCACUGUUCCUCCUGAGGAGAAACAGCGUCUCCGCGCUGCCCUGGACCAGCUGCAGGCCCAGCACCAGGACAGGCUGCAGAGCUGCCAGGACCGACUGAGGAAGUCUGAGGCGCUGAAGGACGAGAUGACAAAGUUCCUCCAGGAACAUGGAAAUCUGGGUGCCUGGCUGGAACAAAGUGAGCAGGAGCUCCGUUCCCUAGGGGAAGGAGAAACCGAUGCACAAGGACUGAAGGGCAGGCUGGAGGAGCACAGAAAGCUUGCUGAGGAUGUAAUUUGCCACAAGGCGGACCUGCGGUUUGUCUCCAUCUCCGGUCAGAAGGUUCUGGACUCCGUUCAAGGAGCUCUGGAGCAAGUUGGUGGUUCAGACCCAGCUCUGCAGAGUACCAAGGAGCUGGUGACUGACAAGCUACAGGACGCCAACCACAGAUACACAACCCUACACACCAAGUCAACAGAGUUGAGCAGCCGUUUGUCCGGCCUGUUGGAGAGGUACCAGCAGUACCAGGAUGAGGUCGUCUCCCUCCACACCUGGCUCAGCACUCAGGAACAAAACCAAAGCAUAGCCAAGCCCAGUGGAGAGACAGACCCCCAGAACCUGCAGAACACACUACGACAAGUACAGCUGCUGCAGGAUGAGCUGGCUGAGCGUUCGGUGCAGCUGGAGAAGGUAAAGAGAGCAGGCAGAGAUCUGGUCAGCACAGAUGAAUCUCCCUCCCUGAAAGCUGUUGACAUCCUGUGUGCUGCAGAUGGUUUAGAGAAGAGGUUUGGCUCCCUCUCUGCAUCUGUCUCUGAGCGGGCCGAGCAGCUGCAGACAGCUGUGGCCCAGUCGGUCAGCGUCCAGGAAGGCUUGAAGGGUCUGCUGAGUUGGCUGGACAAACUGGUUCUGAAACCUGGACCAGUCGAACCCACUGCACAGGCUGUACAAGACGCUUUGACCCAGAACCAGAAAUUUCGUCAAGAGUUGCUCUCCAGGCAGGGCAGUGUGGAGGCAACGCGGGACUCUGUUUCCAAACUUCUUCAGAGCUCUGACGCUUCCACAGCCUCCGGUCUCCAGGGCGCACUAGACGAACUGACUCAACGCUAUGCUGCAGCACAAGCCAGCCAAGCGGAGAGAGAAGCUGAGCUCAAAGGGCUGUUGCCCAGGCUGGAGAGCUACGAACGGCUUGGGACGGACCUCCAGGUCUUCACCCAGAGCCAGCUGAAGGCUCUGAGCCCGGUGGGCCAGCCAGACCGCAGCGUGGAGGACUACAAGCAGACCAUUGAGGAGGUCCGGUCCGAGCUGGAGCAGGAAGCUGGCCAGCUGAAGUCCUUCUGCAACCUUGGCAAUGAGCUCAGCCAGUCCAAAGCUUUCAGCAACACACAAAGCUUACUGGAUAAUGUCAAAGGGGUGUCUGAUGAGUUCACCCAACUGGAAGCCAAUGUCAACAAAAGGUUUGCUGCCAUUCAGGCCUGUGAGCAGCAGCUGCUCCAGUUCCGCGGCCUCUCUGGCUCCCUCCUCAGGUGGCUCCAGACAGCGCAGGACCAGCUACCCUCCAAAGAGGUCGGCCUGAACACUGAAGGCCUGCAGAGAAGAGUCCAGCAGCUCAAGGACUUGCUAAAUGACUGGGAGUCACAGGGUUCCAGGGUUCAGGAGCUGAACAAGACUGGCUCAGAGUUGGAGUCCCUCAUCAUCGACAUCACCGCUCCAAAAACUAAAACUGGUGCUCCUCAAAUCAAUGGCUCAGCAGGUCCCAGCAGUGUCAAUGGCAUUCACACCUGUAAAGACCUAACAGAGCUUCAAGUAGCCGUAUCUGAUGUGAACGGUCGAUAUGACACGCUGGGCAGGGAGUUGAAGGACCGUCUCGACCGCCAGCAGGCCUCGCUGGAGCUGAGGCAGAAGGCCAGACAGGGCACAGAGGAGCUCAAGAGCUGGCUGACUGACAGGGAGCACAGCCUGAAACAGGGACAGACCGCCUCCCCCUCCAAACCAGAGGCGGUACGAGCCCAGGCCCAGGAGAACAAGGCCCUGCUCUCGGAGCUGGCUGAGCACUCCGGGAAGGUAGACGAGCUGAAAAGCACGCUGAAGAAGCUGAUCGCUGACAACCCCGACUCUCCCGAGGCAGACACCUGGAGACAACAGCUGCAGGAGAUCGACUCCCGUUGGCAGACAGCCAAUCAGACAGCAGUCCAGAGGCAGACUGAGCUGGAAACAUGUGCCGACAGGCUGGGCAGUUUCGCCUCAGCAGCCAAUCAGCUGGGCCCGUGGCUGAGGGAGAAGGAGCUAAUGAUGAGCGUGCUGGGACCACUGAGUAUCGACCCCAACAUGCUCAACACACAGAAACAACAAGUGCAGUUUAUGCUGCGUGAGUUUGAGACCCGGAGGCCACAGUUUGACCAGUUGACCCAGUCCGCCGAGGGUAUCCUCUCCCAGACUGGCGACUCCGCCCAAGACCCUAAAGACCUGUCGGAUGUCCAGGCUGAACUGGGCUCCAUCUCCCAGCAGUGGGAGGACCUAACAAGCCGACUGACCCAGAGGUCAAACCACAUCGACCAGGCCCAAGGAACCAGCGAACGCUAUCAGGCUUUGCUCAAAGAGCUCUCUUCAAGUGCUUCUGCUCUGGGUGAGAGGCUCGAUGCUCAGGCCUCGCUUAGCGCUCAGCCCGAGGCUUUAAAACGCAGCCUGCAGGAAACCGGAGAGAUCCGCUCGGAGCUGGAGAGACAGCGGACUGAGCUGGCGGAGGCUGAGAGGCUCUGCCAGGAGCUGAGCACCAUCGUGGCUGAACCAUACCUGAAGGAAGAGCUCAGUAAACGACUGGAGAGUGUCAGCGGGCCACUGAGGAGUUUAGAGGAGCGCGCAGCUGACGGCCUGUCUCAGCUCCAGGCCGCCCUGUCCUCCACCCAGCAGUUCCAGCAGAUGUUUGAGGAGUUGCGCUCCUGGCUCGACAAGCAGGCAGAUCCCAGAGAAUCAUCCACAGACUCCCUGCCCUGCAAGCCGGAGGCCAUCCGCUCCCUGCUGGCACAGACAGAUGAGCUCCAGCGUGGUAUUGCCAGUCAGCGAGGUUCCUAUGAGCUGAUUCAAGCUGAGGGAGCGUCACUGCUUGCCACUCUCCCAGCAGGAGGAGAUGAACGGUCUGCCCUGCAGUCCCGUCUGGCCUCCUUGCGACAGGACUGGGAGGGGCAGAACCAGAGAAUCUCAGACCGUGAGAGCAGACUGAAGGCCACUCUUAGCAAAGCAGAAACCUACCAGCAGCACAAGACCGAGCUGAUACCGUGGGUAGCAGAGUGUGAACAGAAGGAUGGAGAGAUUCAGCCAUCGCUGGAUUCAUCCGCCCUUGAUGAAGCCUUGCAAAAGGCUCGAGGUUUGUCACUGGACCUCGAGAGGCGACAACCCCUUCUGGAGGCCUUCAAUACUGCAGCUGAUCUGCUGCUGGAGCAGUGCUGCAUCGGGGAGGAAGAGGUACGAGAUGAGAAGGCCCAGCUGAACCGUAAGGUGGACGGACUGGGUGAGAGGCUUCAUAACCGCACCUCCCAGCUGGAGGAGCUGGCUGGUCGUCUGAAGGAGUUUGAAGAGGGCAGACAAGCUGUGGAGAGGAGGCUGGAGGCCGCAAAGCACCAGAUUGAAGUCCAGGAGGCUUUAGGACCUCAGGCAUGUACCGCUAAAAGCUUGGAGCGGCUGAGAAGUCAGCAGGACAGCUUGAGGUCCUUGCAGCCUCAGGUGGUCUACCUCAGAGACCUGGCCCAGGGGCUGGUGCAGGAUGCACCCCAGAAACCAGGAGGCAGCACUGAAGGAGCACAGAAGCUUCAGGAGCAAGCCAAAGACACCGAGAAAGAGUAUGAAGAUGUUACUGACAAGAUCGAGCAGUGCUGCUCCUCCCUGGAGUCUCGGCUGCAGGGCGUCGGCGAGGUCCAGUCUCACGUCCGGGAUGUCUUCUCGCGCCUUGCUGACCUUGAUGACGAACUGGACUCCCUCAGUCCUGUUGGACGUGACGCAGACUCUCUAGCCUCUCAAGCGGACGCCCUCAAGGGCUUCCUGUCCCGUCUGACCAACCUCAGGUCGGAGCUGGAAGGACAUUCGUCAGAGUGCACCACCAUGCUUCGCCGGGAGGGCUCCUCCCCUGACCUCCUGGCUCUCAGGAGGGAGACAGAGGCUUUGAGUCGCCAGGCAGGAAAGCUGAGCGAGCGAGGUCAGGCCAGGCUGGACCAGAUCGAGGACGCUGCUGACAGGGUUCGGGAGUUCUACAGGCAGGUGGCCGAGCUGCAAGGCCUGCUGGGAAGAGCGGAAGAGGGGCUGAACGCGCAGGGCAUGGUCGGCACAGAGGUGGAGAUGAUCAAGCAGCAGCUGCAGGAGUUCAAGGCGGUGGAGAGAGACCAGGUGGACAGCAUUCAGCCGAAGCUGCAGCACGUCAACGCGGUGGGUCAGGGUCUGAUCCAGAGCGCAGCCAAACAUACGGACACCCAGGCGCUGGAGCACGACCUGGAGACCACCAACCUCCGAUGGAACUCACUCAACAAGCGGGUUGCAGAGCGGAUUGCCCAGUUACAGGAAGCCCUGUUGCAUUGUGGGAAAUUCCAGGAUGCUCUGGAGCCUCUGCUCAGCUGGCUGAGCGACACAGAGGAGCUGGUGGUCAAUCAGAAACCUCCAUCUGCAGAGUACCGCGUGGUCAAGGCCCAGAUCCAAGAACAAAAGCUGCUCCAGAGAUUAUUAGACGACCGCAGGCCGACGGUGGAGAUGAUCCGCGCUGAGGGAGAGAGGAUCGCAGUCACAGCGGACACUCAGGACCAAGAGAAGAUCCAGAUCCAGCUCCAGAGUCUGGCAGAGAGGUGGACUGACCUGCUAGACAAGGCCAGCAGCAGGCAGCGGCAGUUGGAGGAGCUGCAGGUUUUGGCUCUUCAGUUCCACGAAGCCCUGGAGCCGCUGGGGGAAUGGCUGAGCGCCACCGAGAGACGCCUGAGCUCCGCCGAGCCCAUGGGAACCCAGACGGCCAAGAUCACCCAGCAGAUCGUCAAGCACAAGGCGCUCCAAGACGACGUGUCCUCACGUGAAGCUGAGGUUGACCACCUCGAGUCCCUCAGCCAAUUGCUGACCCCGCUCAGCUGUGCGGCCGACCGCGAUUGGUUAAGCGAGCGCGUCGGGGCGGUGAGGUCGGGUCACUCUGAGCUCGCUGAGUGGUGCUCCAGGCGGGCCGGCAUGCUGGAGCAGGCGCUGGCCAACGCUCAGCUGUUCGGAGAGGAUGAGGUAGAGGUGCUGAACUGGCUGGCGGAGGUGGCUCAGAGGCUGUCUCAGGUCUCCGUCCAGAGCUACCAGCCUCAGCUGCUAGCCGAGCAGCACAAACACACACUGGCUCUAAACGAGGAGAUUGUUAGUAGGAAGAAGACAGUUGACCAGGCCAUCAAGAAUGGACAAGCCUUACUGAAACAGACCACAGGUGAGGAGGUUCUCCUGAUCCAAGAGAAGCUGGACGGCAUCAAGUCUCGCUAUGCUGAGAUGACGGCCGGCAGCAGCAAAGCCCUCCGCACCCUGGAGCAGGCCCUGCAGCUGUCCACCAGAUUCGCCAGCGCUCACGACGACAUCAACCAGUGGCUGGACGGCGUGGAGGCGGAGCUCAACAGUGUGGAGCCUGAUGCACUUCCUGCCUACCAGGAAAGACAGAAGGAGCUGAAGAAAGUGUCGGCAGAGAAGCGUCUGGUGCUGGACACAGUGAACGAGGUGGGCAGCGCCCUGCUGGAUCUGGUGCCGUGGCGAGCCCGCGAGGGUCUGGACCGCUUGGUCGCUGAUGCGAACCAGCGAUACCGCCAGGCUGCUGAAACCAUCAACCAACGUGUACAGCUGGUACAGGCCGCCAUCCAGAGAUCACAACAGUAUGAGGAGGCGGUGGAUGCAGAGCUGGCCUGGGUCGGGGAGACGGAGCGCAAGUUGGCGUCUCUCGGUCCCCUCAGCCUGGAGCCUGACGUGACUGUAGCCCAGAUGCAGGUGCAGAGGGCCUUCAAUAUCGACAUCAUCCGUCACAAAGACACUGUGGAUCAGCUCCUCGGCACCAGAGACGACAUCCUGGAAACCUGCAGCGACGCCCAAAAGGAUGCACUGAUGGUGAAGACAGAUUCUCUGAGUGCUCGUUACGAUACAGUGAGCCAGAGCCACAGCGAGCGGUUCGCUGCUCUCGAGCAGGCCCAGAUUUUGGUCGCUCGGUUCUGGGAGACUUACGAGGAACUGGAGCCGUGGUUGGGCGAGACCGAAACCCUCAUCACCCAGCUGCCGCCACCAGCCAUCGACACUGACGCUCUACGACUGCAGCAGGACCAGAUGAGGCUGCUCAGAGAGUCCAUCGCAGAGCACAAACCCCACAUCGACAAGCUGAUGAAGAUCGGACCCCAGCUGGCCGAGCUCAGCGUCCAUGAGGGUGCGACGGUGACGCAGCGCUACACCGAGGCAGAGAGACGCUACCUGGCCAUCAAAGCGGAGGUCAAGGGUCGUGCAACGGCCCUAGACGAGGCAGUGUCCCAGUCUGCACAGCUGGUAGAGUUUCACGACAAGAUGGACCCCCUGUUGGAGACCUUGGAGGGGGCGGUUCAGCGGCUGCGGCAGCCUCCCCCGGUGGCGGCGGAGGUAGAGAAGAUCAGGGAGCAGCUGGCGGAGCACCGGUCUCAGGGGCUGGAGCUGGACAAACUGCUGCCAAGCUUCUCCGCCCUCUGCGCCCGCGGAGAGGAGCUCAUCGGCCGAGCUGCUCACGACGAUCCUGCUGCCCAGGCUGUUCGUUCCCGCCUCCUGCGCCUCCGUUCUCUGUGGGAUGAGAUCCGUCAGCGGGCCGAGGAGAGGGAAGGAAAGCUGAACGACGUCUUGGACCUGGCUGGGAAGUUCUGGGCCGAUGUGGCGGCGCUACUGAGCACGCUCCGAGACUCCCAAGAUAUUGUGAAAGAGCUGGAGGACCCCGGUGUGGACCCAUCACUCAUCAAACAACAGAUUGAGGCUGCUGAGGCCAUCAAGGCAGAGACGGACGGCCUGAGGGAGGAGCUGGAGUUUGUCAGGACCCUCGGGGCUGACCUCAUCUUCGCCUGCGGUGAAACUGAGAAACCUGAGGUCAAGAAGACCAUAGAUGAGAUGAACGCUGCCUGGGAGGGCCUGAACCGCACAUGGAGAGAGAGGAUGGAGAGACUGGAGGAGGCCAUGACCGCCUCUGUGCAGUAUCAGGAUGCACUGCAGUCCAUGUUUGACUACCUGGACAACGCAGUGAUCAAACUGUGUGAGAUGUCGACAGUGGGAACUGACCUGGGAACCGUCAAACAGCAGAUUGAAGAGCUCAAGCAGUACAAGGUGGAGGUUUACCAGCAGCAGAUUGACAUGGAGAAGCUGUGCCACCAGGGGGAGCUCCUGUUGAAGAAAGUGUCAGACCAGACAGACAGGGACAUGAUCCAAGAGCCGCUGACCGAGCUCCGACACCUCUGGGACAACCUGGGGGAUAAAAUCACCCAGAGACAGCACAAACUGGAGGCUGCCCUGCUGGCUCUGGGUCAGUUCCAACAUGCCCUGUCUGAGCUGCAGGCCUGGCUGAACCACACACACACCACCCUGGACACACAGCGACCAGUCAGCUCUGAUCCCAAGGCCAUCGAAAUUGAGCUGGCUAAACACCACGUUUUGCGUAACGAUGUGCUAUCCCAUCAUGCCACGGUGGAGACUGUGAACGGUGCUGGCGCUGAGCUUCUGGAGUCGUCUCCCGGUGACGAGGCCAGCCACCUGAGGGACCAGCUGGAUCAGCUCAACCAGAGCUGGCAGAGCCUGCUGCUGAAGACCCAGGAGAGGCAGAAAUUACUGGAGGCCGCCCUGCACCAGGCGGAGGGUUUCCAUGGCGAGUUGGAGGAGUUCCUCCAGUGGCUGAGGAGGACGGAGAGCCAGCUGUCUGCUGCCAAACCGACAGGCGGUCUCCCCGAAACGGCCAGGGAGCAGUUACAGCAACAUAUGGAGCUUCAAGCCCAGCUGACUCAGCGAAGCGACCAGUACAACCGGCUGCUGGAUCAAGGAGAGUCCAUGCUGCUGGCUCGCGGAGGUGAGGAAGCAGGACCAGGUACCACCCAGACCCAGCAGAACCUGGCCAUGCUGCAGAACAAGUGGGCCAGCCUCAACACCAAGAUGGACGACCGCAGGGCAAAGCUGGACGAAGCCGUUUCCUUGGCGACGGGUUUCCAGACCUCACUGCAGGACACCAUCAACUGGCUGACUCAGGCUGAACAGACCCUGAACAUGGCCCAACCCCCCAGCCUCAUGCUGGACACCGUCCUCUUCCAGAUUGAUGAGCACAAGGUAUUUGUGAAUGAGGUGAACACCCACAGAGAGCAGGUCCUGGCUCUGGAGAAGGCCGGCUCUCAGCUUCGCUUUGCCAGCCUGAAGCAGGAUGUGGUUCUCAUUAAGAACCUGCUGCUCAGCGUCCAGGCCCGCUGGGACAAGCUGGUCCAGAGGUCACUGGACCGCGGCCGACACCUCGACGAGGCACGCAAACGGGCCAAACAGUUCCACGAAGCCUGGAGGAAGCUGACAGACUGGCUGGAAGAAGCCGAGAAAAGACUGGACUCAGAGCUGGAGAUCUCCAACGAGCCAGACAAGAUCAAAGUACAACUGGCCAAACACAAGGAGUUUCAGAAAGCUUUGGGAUCAAAGCAGCCAGUUUAUGACACAACAGUGAGGUCUGGGAGAGCCAUGAGGGACAAGGCCCAGCUGCCAGCAGACACCCAGAAACUGGACCACCUGGUGGGAGAGGUCCGUGACAAGUGGGACACCGUCUGUGGCAAGAGCGUGGAGAGACAACACAAGCUGGAGGAGGCUCUGCUGUUCUCAGGCCAGUUUGCAGAGGCUCUCCAGGCGCUGGUGGACUGGUUAUACCGGGUGGAGCCUCAACUAGCUGAAGACCAGCCCGUCCAUGGAGAUCUUGAUCUUGUAUCCAACCUCAUGGACUCGCAUAAGGCUUUCCAGAAAGAGCUGGGCAAGAGAACCAGCAGCGUUCAGGCUCUGAAGCGUUCUGCUCGGGAACUGAUGGAGACCGGCCGCGAUGACACAGCGUGGGUCAAAGUUCAGGUUCAGGAGCUCAGCAACCGCUGGGAUACGGUGUGCGCCCUGUCAGUCACCAAGCAGACCCGCCUCCAACAGGCCCUCAAACAGGCGGAGGAAUUCCGUACAGCGGUCCAGAUGCUUUUGGAGUGGCUGUCGGAGGCGGAGCAGACCCUUCGUUUCCGCGGCGUACUUCCCGAGGAGGCAGAGACUCUGCAGGCGCUGCUGCACACACAUCGUGACUUCAUGGGAACGGUGGAGGAGAAGAGAACUGAUGUCAACAAGGCUGCUGGCCAGGGAGAGGCCAUCCUGACUCUCUGCCACCCCGACUCCAUCACCACCAUUAAACACUGGAUCACCAUCAUCAGGGCACGCUUCGAAGAGGUGUUGACAUGGGCGAAACAGCACGAGCAGCGGCUGGAGACGGCUCUGACCGAGGUGCUCAACAACGCCAACCUUUUGGAAGAGCUGUUGUCAUGGCUACAGUGGGCUGAGACCACACUGGUCCAGAGAGACACCGAGCCCCUCCCUCAGGACAUCCCACAACUCAAAACACUCAUCACAGAACACCAGAUGUUUAUGGAAGAGAUGACGAGGAAGCAGCCGGACGUUGACAAAGUGACAAAGACUUACAAAAGAAAACCAGCUGAACCUCCCAGCAGCCUGGCUGAGAGGAGAGGAGCUCGAAAACAACAACAGCAGCAACAACAACAGCAGCAGCAGCAGGCGGCCAUGCAGCUUUCAGGGGGAAACCCGCGACUCAACCAGCUCUGUGCCAGGUGGCAACAAGUGUGGCUGCUGGCUCUCGACCGCCAACGCAAGCUCAACGACGGUCUGGACAGGCUGGAAGAGCUCAAAGAGUUUGCCAACUUUGACUUCGACGUGUGGAGGAAGAAGUACAUGCGCUGGAUGAACCAUAAAAAGUCUCGUGUCAUGGACUUCUUCAGACGCAUCGACAAGGAUCAAGAUGGAAAGAUCACGCGGCAGGAGUUCAUCGACGGCAUCCUGGCCUCAAAGUUCCCCACCAGUAAGCUGGAGAUGACAGCGGUCGCAGACAUCUUUGACAGAGAUGGAGACGGUUACAUCGACUACUACGAGUUUGUUGCCGCUCUGCAUCCCAACAAAGACGCCUACAGACCCACCACUGACGCUGAUAAGAUAGAGGACGAGGUGACUCGGCAGGUCGCUCAGUGUAAAUGUGCCAAGAGGUUCCAGGUGGAGCAGAUAGGAGAGAACAAAUAUCGGUUCUUCCUCGGAAACCAGUUCGGAGACUCUCAGCAGCUGCGUUUGGUGAGAAUUUUGCGCAGCACGGUGAUGGUGAGAGUCGGAGGCGGUUGGAUGGCUCUGGAUGAGUUCCUGGUCAAAAAUGAUCCGUGCAGAGUGCAACAUCCAGGACUUAAGAUUCUCCGCUCCGAUUCGAGUAGCUCCAUCUCAUCUCGUAUAGCUCGUGGUCGCACCAACCUGGAGCUGAGGGAGAAGUUCAUCCUUCCCGAAGGAGCGUCUCAGGGUCUGGCCGCCUUCCGCUCCCGGGGCCGACGAUCCAAGCCGGGUUCCCGCAACGCCUCGCCCACCCGCUCCUCCUCCUCAGCCUCACACAGCGGCGCCUCUCUCCCCUCUGUCCCUUCCACCCCUGCCACGCCUACAGCCUCAGCAUCAUCCAGGUCCUCCCAUACUCACUCGCGUGACUAUGCCAAGCCCUGGCUGGCACACAGUAAAACUCCAACGCCAACCAAGUGCCACUGCUGCCCAGAUCUCGGUCACAGCCACACCACUCCUGGGCACGAGGGGGCGGCGUCAGGGUCCAAACUGAAGAGGCCGACCUUCCACUCGAGCAGAGGCUCGCUGACCGGAGAGAACGGAGGAACGACGCACAGCGGCAAACGAACCGAUCCGAAGCGAGGUGCGUCUACAGCCAGCGGUCCGACCAGCAGAGCUGGCAGCCGGGCGGGAAGCAGAGCCAGCAGUCGCCGCGGCAGCGAUGCUUCAGACGCAUCAGAGCUCCAGGACGCUCGCUCCGUCUGCUCUGACACUUCGGACACCCCGAGGCGACCCGGCAGCGGGGCCAAACCCUCCAAGAUCCCCACCAUCUCCAAGAAGGCCCCCAGCCCAAAGACCCCGGGGUCUGCGAAGAAAUAAAAAACCAGCCAGUCAGAGAGAAUGAGACCACAGAGAGACUGGAGCAGAACCGUUACUCCUCCGUUUCACAGAGGAUGUUCUGCUAUCGUCGGUCGUCUCGGAUGUACCAGCUCUCCGAUCUCAACAUCCAUCCAUAGGGCUUGUGUAGAAUUUGUGCACUAUGAUUGAUAUUUAACAGGGGAAAGGAGGAGAUGGAUAAGAUAAGUGAAUCUCCUUCUCACUCUUUCCUCUUUUUGUCAUGAACGGACUGAAAACAAGAGGAGAAUGAUUCUGAGUCUGUGGGGUCGAAAACCGACUUUUCCCCUUUAAGAAGUGACCUCAGUUUGCCUUCCAGUCUCCUGCUUCUUCUUUCAAACGUUCCCCCUUCAGCGUGGAACCAAACACCAACCGACUUGACGUGAUGCUGCCUUAUUUUGUGUUACACACUUCUGUCCCGAUCACAGACGGAGCAACAGAGAAAGACUUUAAACUGUUUUUUUACCACAUUGACACACAAACACACACACAUUUUAACAAAGAGGCGGGGUAAGGAGUGGGAUCCACCACCACCACCACCACGACUACAAAAACAAAAAAAGCUCAAAUGGCAUUCAGGAAAAAAAAAAAAAAAAAAAAAAGAAUUGUGGGUUAUUAUUUUGGCUUGUGGGCCAGAUGCCUCAACGAUGAGUUAAAAAAGAAAAUAUGCAACGACUGCCAUGUCGCUUCCCCAUGGGCUGGUUGGCGAGAAAAAGAGUCACCUCAGCAGAUCUCUGGAGGCAAAGACACCACAUGUGGAGAGCUCAGGAGGCGGGAAACGCUGCCCCAUACACACACACACACACACACACACACAGAGACACACAAACACACAAACACCGGCUGAACUCAGACUCAGAGGAUCGGUGGUGGUGACGGUGGCGGUCGUGGUGCUGCUGCAGCUGAGGGCAAACACUCACACAAUCAAACACCGCAAAGCAGACUCCUCCCGACCGCUGGAACGUUAAGAUCAGCCCUGUGUGUGCAUUUCAGCAAAGGGCGGUGUGGUUUUGUCACAUGCCGGCGUAACAAUCCCGACACACACAAAAAAAAAAAAAUCACAAACUGGCAAUAGAAAGGACUAUUUUUAUGGUGACACACUUAACUAACAGCACAUUACUGACAAUAUACAACAUGUGUAACCUAACCCGAUGUUAAUGACCGUGUUCACAGAGUUCGACAACCAGCAUGCACUAAUUGUCUCUUCCUCUGCAGUUCCACCUUAACGUCUACGGCUGCAGUUGCCCUUAGCAACCCAGCGGCACACACACACACACACACACACCCUCACACGCACACAAGGUGGUGUGUUAUCGUGUGUCUUUUUUGUCACAUGUUACAAGGAAAUUAUAGAGGUCAUUGACUUGAGUCACUGUAUGCAAAAUUUUAAUUUGCGAAUGUCUUUUUUUUUUUUUUUCUCGUUGUUUUCUGGUUUAAUUUAUAAUCCAGUUGUACUUUUGUUAACUAGCUUGAGAGAAAAAUCUAUUUAUUUUUCAGUUUCAUGUCAUAUCACCAUUCGCAGAGAGUGAUUUAGUAUUAUGGUUAAAGAAUUUGUGAUUUUUUUUGUACCAAGGAAAUGUCUGCUCCACUCUUUUGACAUUAUUUGUGUGUAAAGUGUGUUUCUACUUCAUUGUAACAUUACAUUAUUCACUAGGUCGCUGAUUCUCGUGGCAGCCUUGUUUUUUCGUUCUCUUUUUUGCUAAUGACUACAUUUCCCAGACCAUGACCAAAGGGGUUUGCCCUUUAUAUGUAGAGAGAACUACAAAUAUGAAUGACAGGGUACCUGGGCAGAGUGGACCAAUGAGAGCAGAUUUCCUCCUUCAUGUCCCUCCCCAGUGUCUCUUCUUCUAGGCUUUUUUUCAAAUGCCCCGUCGUCGGCGGGGCGGAGUUGUCUCUGUGUUAUCUCAGUGUAAGAGAUGAAGUUUAUGAAAACCUAGUGAAAUUACAGUAAGAAAGAAGACAUCAUAAGGUGAUUUUUAUUUAUUUAUUGUCUCUCUGAGGGGGGGGGGGGCGGGGGAGGGGAAGGGGAGGGGGGGAUUCGGGGUGCAGGAGACGAGUCCACCACCUUUUUGAUGCUGUGCUACUCUCUGUGUGAUGAUGAGAACAUGGAGGGAGGGAGGGGUGUUACUAGGAGUCAAUUGUGUAAAAGUAAAACAAAAAACUAAAAUUAUAAACAUUUUUUUGUUCUGUUUUUGUAUUAAAAAUAUGCUUGCAGUAAUACUGUCUCUUGCCAUUGAUUUGUUUGCUGCUGUGACUGUGUGUGAACGUAUGUGUGCUGUAUGUAGAAGAUGGAUAUAUCAGAGCUGAGAGUCAAAUCAUCAUUGUUUUGAUGCAAAAGUGUCACAAUUCACUGAAUAUUUGUUGUGUUUUUUUGUCUUCUAUGAUAGUAAAUUGAAUAUCUUGCAUGUUUUGGACUGUUCGUCAGACUAAACAUGCAACAUGAAGACAUCAGCGUGGCCUCUAGGAACUUUUGAAAGCCACUUUUCUGCAAUUUUCUGCAAUUUUAUAGACUUAAAAAUGA